AUGUCCGCAGCUCACCCAUACAGAAGAUCUCAACACGGGGAGUCUUCGUCCUCCUCUUCACAGGCCCAGCAUGAUCCCAGUGCGCAAGAUAUGCAGGACCUACUCCGGCCCACAGCUUCCACAAAGGAAUCAAAGCGCCUGCGGGGCGAAAUUGCGUGCGCUGAAUGUCGCAGACUGAAAAUUAAGUGUGACAGGAAAGUACCUUGCACAACGUGCAUGAAGAGGGGCUGCGCUGCGCUUUGCCCAAAUAGUACCAUACCUCCGGGCGACGGAAGCAGAUUUGUGCUCGCGGCUACAGAGCAUCUCCGCCAGAAAAUGGCAGCAAUGGAGGCCCGAAUGCAUGCUUUGGAAGAUGCUCUGGCCAUUGCACAGUCUAGCGAAUCCAGUCAGCCACACCCUCUACUCACCGUACCGUUUGAGGAUGAAGUAGAAGACGAACCGAGUCUUUUGCAACCCAUGAACUCGGAAGAAACCGCCCAAGCAUCAAAUCAGUUCGGUAUGCUACACAUGGAUCCUGUUGACUACGGCUCCGCCAGGUUUUUUGGGCCGUCCGGAGGGUCUGAGCAGCCCCGGCCAGUAUUGCAGGAACUGGAUCCGUCCUACCUCCCGGAUGAAAUCAACCAGUUAUGCCAAGGUUUCCCUUUCACGCCUCCAGGAAUGCAAACUCAAGUUGUCAUAGACAUGAUCGAAACGUUUCUGCCUCCGAUUGAGCGAGCAAUCGAGCUGACCGAUACGUUCUUGGAACAUCUAUCUUGGAUGUUCCAUAUUGUGUCUCGCCAACUGAUCGUGGGCGAGCUUAUUCCAACCAUUUAUAAGCUCAACCACAAUACUUAUGGCCCCCACGACCUCGCUUUGAUGCUCAUUACGCUCGGAAUAGGGGCGUUGGUUGACCUGAACCUACCACCAUACAAUCUAGAAGCUCAACACUACUAUCGCCUUGCUUGCGCUGCUUUGGGUCUACAGCCAGUACUGUCCCAGCAAUCCAUCGUGACGAUCAAGACGUUACACUUGAUAAGCAUCUACAACGGGAUGAGCGGAAAAGAGAGUAACCUUGAACAAAGUUACAUGAUGCUUAGCUUGGCCGGCCGCCUGGCCCUUGGGGUGAAUGUCGACCCUUCUUCUUGGGGGUUUCAAGGUAGGGAGGCAUACGACCGAAGGGUCUAUUUUUGGAAUCUCUUGGCUGCGAUCUUGUGGCAGGCUUUAGUCACCGGUAGACCGCCAGUCAUCCUGCAGACGUUCAUUCAUUGCAAGAUGCCUACUGAUGAGGAAGAAGAGCUCUACCAACUAGGUGAAGUCCCUCACGGCUUCGGAACAUGGGGCUUCAAAGCUAGCAUCGAAUGCCUUCUUCCCGCCGUACGUGCCACAUUGGCAGCGAAGCCACCGCCCUAUUCGGAGAUCCUUGAACUUGAUCACAAAAUACGAAAAUUUGCAUCGGUGACAUCGGCCUCUGAGGACCAAAAUGACAACACGGCUUUGUCCAUGCGGACAUUUGUACGAUCUCAUUACCAGGACCUGAUCUUGUUAUUCCUCCAUAGAGGUUUCUUCGCUCAGGCGAUGGCCGAGAACACCGAUAACCCACUGCGAACGACGUACGGAGAGUCAGUAACGGCGGCCUAUCAAAGUGCAUGUGUUGUACUAGAAGACACUCGUGUCCAGUUCAUGAAGAAGCCUACGCUUUGUGCCCGCGUAUGGAGGAUAUGGUCGCUUGCCUUCUCAGCCGCUAUUGUGAUAGGUGCAGUCGCCAUACGAAGGCUCGAUUUUCAACCACCACCCCUAGAACAAUUCGAAAUCGCGUGUCUUUUGUUUCAAAAGGCUGCAGAGACUAGCAGUCGAGCAGCUAGAGCACUUCCAAUUCUGUUCAAGAUGCGUCAAAAGGCACACACGAGAUGUGGUUCUGAGGAUGCCAAGAGGAGCGCUGAUGAGGAGCUGGCUAUCUUCAGCGGUAGAGUCUAUCCCCCAUCCGCCUCUCAAUCCACCCCUACGGCUGGCCCGUCUUCAACUACCCCAGUUUCGACGCAUCAGAAUCUUCAAUUCCACUAUCAUCCUCUAAUGGGCGACGUUGCACAGUCGUCCUCCGAUUUCACUACCUCGUCGACCAGCCAGCCAAUUCAGCUGCCGCUUAAUCCGCUCGACGGCUGGAACAGCCUUUACACAGAGAUACCUGGCCCUGUAAUCCCCACAAAUAUGGAUACACCCCCGCAAAAUGUAAUGACCGCCCCCCCUGAUCCGCCUGGAGCAGGGUUCACGUUCGACGUUCGUUGGUCUUCAUUCAUGGAUACAUAA
Molecule: messenger RNA, 2283 nt
Organism: Pleurotus ostreatus (oyster mushroom)
Lineage: Eukaryota; Fungi; Basidiomycota; Agaricomycetes; Agaricales; Pleurotaceae
Exons: 12
Coding region: 1-2283 (760 amino acids)
Biological process (GO): DNA-templated transcription; regulation of DNA-templated transcription
Molecular function (GO): DNA-binding transcription factor activity, RNA polymerase II-specific; zinc ion binding; DNA binding
Source: RefSeq, a predicted model, not a curated record